AUGCCGGAAGCCCUCAUCCCCGUCCAGCUGCUGUGGGUCAACCUGGUCACUGACGGCCUGCCGGCCACCGCCCUCGGCUUCAACCCGCCCGACCUCGACAUCAUGGAGAAACCGCCGCGCAGCCCCAAGGAGACCCUCAUCUCCGGAUGGCUGUUCUUCAGAUACAUGGCCAUCGGCAUGUACGUCGGCUCCGCCACCGUCGGAUCGGCCGCCUGGUGGUACAUGUUCUACCACAACGGCCCGAAGCUGAGCUACUUCCAGCUGACGCACCAUCUGACCUGCCCGAACGAACCGGAGAACUUUGAGGGCAUCGACUGCGAGGUGUUUGAGGACCCGCAUCCGAUGACGAUGGCGCUGUCUGUGCUCGUCACCAUCGAGAUGCUGAACGCGUUGAACAGAAAGAACAGGAAAAGUAAAUUGUUCCUGGUCCUAAACUCGCAGUGCGAACAGGAAAGUCUGUCGGAGAACCAGUCGAUGCUGGUGAUGCCACCAUGGAUCAACCUAUGGCUGCUGGGAGGCAUCGCGCUCUCCAUGGCUCUGCACUUCAUGAUCCUCUACAUCGACGUCCUGUCCGUGGUGUUCCAGAUUUGCCCGCUGACGUUCGAGGAGUGGAUGGCUGUGAUGAAAAUGUCCAUACCCGUCAUUCUAAUGGACGAAGCGCUCAAGUUUAUCGCGCGCAAGUUCACAGAAGGUAGCGCCACUAGUCUGCUGCAUGACGCGCAUCUCAUCGUCAUCAUGUGGGGCGUUUACUUUGCCGUCAUCUUCUACUACCCGUUUUAA
Molecule: messenger RNA, 780 nt
Organism: Priapulus caudatus
Lineage: Eukaryota; Metazoa; Priapulida; Priapulimorpha; Priapulimorphida; Priapulidae
Product: calcium-transporting ATPase sarcoplasmic/endoplasmic reticulum type-like
Exons: 5
Coding region: 1-780 (259 amino acids)
Biological process (GO): calcium ion transmembrane transport; intracellular calcium ion homeostasis
Molecular function (GO): P-type calcium transporter activity
Source: RefSeq, a predicted model, not a curated record